This is a messenger RNA of Cannabis sativa, 2442 nucleotides long. Its product is annotated as glycerol-3-phosphate dehydrogenase SDP6, mitochondrial. The record is from RefSeq and is a predicted model, not a curated record. NCBI's taxonomy places the organism in Eukaryota, Viridiplantae, Streptophyta, Magnoliopsida, Rosales, Cannabaceae. Gene Ontology annotation, biological process: glycerol-3-phosphate metabolic process. Gene Ontology annotation, cellular component: glycerol-3-phosphate dehydrogenase (FAD) complex; mitochondrion. Bases 155 to 2047 code for a protein of 630 amino acids. The transcript is spliced from 6 exons. Gene Ontology annotation, molecular function: glycerol-3-phosphate dehydrogenase (quinone) activity.
UAAAAAGGCAUUUGUUUUUCAAAAAGCGCCAAAAAAGGUCAAAAUCCUCGUGUACGUUUCCCAACGCUAACACAUCUCUCUCUCUCUAUUACAUCACCCAAAAGAAACUCUCCUUAUUCUUCUCUUUACUUUCUCUCUCUACAACUCGUCAUCUAUGGCCACCGCUACUCGCCUGCGGCGGCUCGGUGCCGCCGCCGCCAUAGCUACUGCCUCUGGUGGUGCUCUUAUCUUCAAUCAGCCUUCGUUCGCCGUUAACGAUCGUGGUGGUGGUCCGGCACUCGCCACUGUCAGACAGAAGAUCGCCGAUUCGAAUGCUGUCGUUCCUCCGAGGUCGGUUCAGGAGUCGGCUCUAAUCGGAGCCAGCUCUGCCAAUCCUUUGGACGUUCUGGUGAUUGGUGGUGGUGCCACAGGUUCGGGUGUCGCAUUGGAUGCUGUCACCAGGGGCCUCCGCGUCGGCCUCGUCGAGCGCGAGGAUUUCGCUUCUGGAACUUCUUCGCGCUCUACUAAGCUUAUCCAUGGAGGAGUUCGAUACUUAGAGAAAGCUGUUUUUAAUUUUGACUAUGGGCAGCUGAAGCUGGUUUUUCAUGCUCUUGAGGAGCGUAAACAGGUUAUUGAGAAUGCACCACACCUUUGUCAUGCUUUGCCCUGCAUGACACCCUGUUUUGACUGGUUUGAGGUAGUGUACUUCUGGAGUGGAUUGAAAUUGUAUGAUUUGGUCGCUGGGGCACGACUUUUACAUUUGUCUAGGUAUUAUUCUGCACAAGAGUCUGUUGAGCUAUUCCCCACACUUGCAAGGAAAGGCAAAGAUAAAAGCUUGAAGGGCACAGUGGUGUAUUAUGAUGGACAAAUGAAUGACUCUCGGCUCAAUGUUGGUUUGGCCUGUACUGCUGCAUUGGCUGGUGCAGCUGUGCUCAACCAUGCAGAAGUAGUGUCGUUUUUGAAGGAUGAAGUUAGCAACCGGAUAGUUGGUGCAAGAAUUAGAAACAAUCUAACAGGUCAAGAGUUUGAUACAUAUGCUAAAGUCAUUGUGAAUGCUGCCGGACCAUUUUGUGACUCUGUCAGAAAUUUGGCUGACAAAGAGGCACGGCCUAUGAUCUGUCCAAGUAGCGGUGUGCAUAUUGUUCUCCCUGAUUAUUAUUCACCUGAAGGAAUGGGUUUGAUUGUUCCUAAGACCAAAGAUGGCCGUGUUGUUUUUAUGCUGCCAUGGCUGGGCCGAACUAUUGCUGGCACCACAGAUUCUAACACUUCCAUUACUCUGCUUCCUGAACCACAUGAAGAUGAGAUUCAGUUUAUUCUGGAUGCCAUUUGUGAUUACCUUAAUGUUAAGGUACGCCGCACUGAUGUUCUUUCUGCUUGGAGUGGUAUUCGCCCGUUGGCAGUGGAUCCAUCAGCAAAAAAUACAGAGAGCAUUUCAAGGGAUCAUGUUGUAUGUGAAGAAUACCCUGGUUUGGUUACAAUUACAGGAGGAAAGUGGACUACAUACCGCAGCAUGGCUGAAGAUGCAGUUGAUGCAGCGAUAAAGUCUGGAAAACUGAGCCCAGCAAAUGAAUGUGUGACUCCAAAGCUACGCAUUGUUGGUGGAGAUGGAUGGGAUCCUGCAUCCUUUACUGUUCUAGCUCAACAAUAUAUCCGGAUGAAGAAGAGUCAUGGUGGUAAAGUUGUUCCUGGUGUAAUGGACACGGCUGCUGCAAAGCAUUUGUCUCAGGCAUAUGGAACUCUUGCCGAACGAGUUGCUGCCAUAGCUCAGAACGAAAAUCUAGGGAAGCGACUUGCCCAUGGUUACCCCUUUUUAGAAGCUGAGGUUGCCUACUGUGCUAGGAACGAAUUCUGUGAAUCUGCAGUCGAUUUCAUCGCUAGGAGAUGUCGGCUUGCUUUUCUCGACACUGAUGCUGCAUCUAGAGCAUUGCCAAGAGUAGUUGAAAUAUUGGCGAGUGAACACAAAUGGGAUAAGUCUAGAAAGAAGGAAGAAGUUGAGAAGGCUAAACAAUUUUUGGAAACAUUCAAGUCAUCGAAAAAUGCCCAGUUCCAUGAUGGGAAACACUUGUAGUAAGUGGAAUUUUCAUCUGGUUGAUAACUUAUCAAAUCCAAGAUAUAAAAACUACAUUGCAAUCAAUGACUUCAGUAGCAUUCUUCUAUUUGUUGGCUGGCCUCGGGUCUCCUCAGAAAUAAGCUUAACUAUGAAGGAGCUUGAUUUUCACAGAUACCAUGUUUGAUAACAUUCCUGGCAUUAAUUUGGCCAAAAGGAGGCCUUUAGCAGUUUCUUUCUUUCUUAUUUAUUUAUUUAUUUUUCUACACAGGCUGAUUUGCAAUCAAUAGCAUAAUAUAGUGCAAAGCCAUUUGGUCAUAGUUUAUUAUACAAGGAACUCUAUAUUCAAUGACUUGUGCUUCAGAACUCUAUAUUCAAUAAGCUAAUUAAUAAUAUUUUUCAUGUGAAAUUGAAAA